Molecule: messenger RNA, 1698 nt
Organism: Alnus glutinosa
Lineage: Eukaryota; Viridiplantae; Streptophyta; Magnoliopsida; Fagales; Betulaceae
Product: dehydrodolichyl diphosphate synthase CPT3-like
Exons: 3
Coding region: 369-1466 (365 amino acids)
Biological process (GO): polyprenol biosynthetic process
Cellular component (GO): endoplasmic reticulum
Source: RefSeq, a predicted model, not a curated record
UGCAAGUACCGUGCUAGUGCGACCUCAACUUUUUUUCUGUUUUCUUCCUUCUGGACCGUUCUUAAACCCUCGCUUUUUGAGUCAUUGUUUUUAUGUGGUUCUACUCUCUCUCUCUCUCUCUCUCUCUCUCACACUUGGUACAAGGUGCGUCUCUUUCUUCCUCAACUGCUUCGCUUCUCAGAAAACACCCCGUUCGUUGGUUGCUCUCUAUGUUUCAAGUCUCGUUAUACUUCUUUCGAUCGCUAGCGUAUAGACGGUGACCCAGAUAGUCAUGGCCAUUUUUAGUUUGAUUGUGGAGUUUUAACGGGAAUUUGAAUAUUCAUGCUUAUUUUGGCCCUGGCGAUUAAGGUUCUCUGCCAGUUCAUAUAAUGGAGAAAGCUAGAGAUGAUAGUGUAAGCCAAUUGGCUGGGGGUCUGGGAAGUUUUUUGAGAAAAGGCAUUUUUAGUAUUCUGUCUGUGGGUCCCCUUCCCAAUCACAUUGCCUUCAUCAUGGAUGGAAACCGAAGGUAUGCAAAAAAGCAGAACAUGGCAGAAGGGGCUGGCCACAAGGCUGGGUAUCUCACUCUCAUGAAGAUGCUUUGUUACUGCUGUGAAUUGGGAGUGAAAUACUUAACAGUGUACGCCUUCAGCAUUGACAAUUUCAAAAGGCGUCCUGAAGAGGUUCACUCCUUGAUGGAUCUAAUGCUAGAAAAGAUUGAAGAGCUGCUCAAGGAAGGAAGUAUUGUGAACCAAUAUGGUGUCAGAAUAUAUUUUAUAGGAAACCUGAAACUUUUGAAUGAGCCUGUCAGGGUUGCAGCUGAGAAGGCAAUGGCAGCUACUGCCAACAACACCAAGGUUGUACUUUUAAUCUGUGUGGCCUAUACUUCUUAUGAUGAGAUUGUGCAUGCUGUUCAAGAAUCCUGCAAGGUUAAAAGGAAUGAAAUUGAAGCACCGAAUGCAAGUAAAGUUAUCAGAAGUGUGCCUGGAGUAGAAGAGGACAAGGAAAUAAAUGAAGCCAUUGCAAGCAAUCUUCAAGGAUCUUGUGAAAAUAGCUCGAGUAAAUUCGGAGCAUUGAACAGAACUACAGCUUGCAGUGGUCUGAUUGGAGUUGAAGAGAAGAAUGGAGCCAUUGUGCAUGCUAUUCAAGGAUCCAGUGAAGAUGAGUGGGAUGAAGUUGUGAGUAGAACUUGCAAUGGUGUGAUUGAAGGAGAUGAAGAGAGCAAAAAGAAGCAAUUGGUGCUUCCUACUAUCAAGGUGUUAGACAUUGAGAAGCACAUGUACAUGUCAGUGGCACCUGAACCCGACAUCCUGAUCCGAACUUCUGGUGAGAACCGCCUCAGCAACUUUCUCCUUUGGCAGACCGCUAACUGUCCAUUCUACUCUCCGACUGCAUUAUGGCCAGAGUUAGGUUUAUGGCAUUUGGUGUGGGCAGUAUUGAACUUCCAGCGAAGCCACCAUUAUUUUGAGAAGAAAAAGAAGCAGCUAUAACAUUCUUAAGGCCACACAAAGUCUUACUUUAUUUCAUAAUCCUGCAUAAAUUUACAGAAAAUUCUAGAAUAAGAGUUGUAAGCUUUAGCAGUGGGUUUCACGAUGCUGAUUUAUAGUUACUUUGAAUUGUUCAAAUGGUCAGGCCUGCUGAUUUGUAUUUGGGGCUUCAAUUAGCAAAGUGAAUUGGUAUUGGAUGUACUUAUAGGCUAUUAUCUCUUUUUCCUUCAGCCAA